CUCCCUCUCCUCUUCUCCCUCUGCCUUAUAAGCCUGAGCGUGUGUGUAUCGAAGCUCCACUUUUGCUCUGAGCUGUACACCUCAUCUCCGUGGCAACAUGCUGUGGAACCUGCUCGCCCUGACCGCUGCUCUCACAUGUGUGAGUGCUGUUACCACGGUGACACAGAGGCCUGAUGUUCUGACUGUGAGGAGAGGAGAGACGGCCUCCAUGGACUGUAACCUGGGCAAUGUUACUAAGCAUGCUAGUGAAUGGUACAAACAGAUUCCUGAAACAAGUCCCAUACCUGUUGUCAUAUAUGGCUGGGGCUUCGCUGCAAAAUAUGGUCCUGGGUUUUCAGCUCCUAAAUUCACACCGAGCCAUCAGUCUUUAAAUCAGAUUAUCAGUGGAGUCACUGUGGUAUUCGGACAAGGCACCAAGCUCAUUGUGAACGAUGUGGCCCCUGCUCCUGUCCUGACUGUGCUCCCCCCCUCCCUCACACAGCUCCAGUCCAGCAGAGUCUCUCUGCUCUGUGUGUCUCAUCAGAGGGGGCCCUUUGCUCAGGUGACCUGGUUGGUUGAUGGGACUCCAGUGAACAGUGGGGUCUGGAGCAGCAGCAGCGCUGUGCAACAACCAGACCAGAGCUUCUACAUGAGCAGCUCUCUGUCCAUCAACACGACCGACUGGAGCACCCAUAAGGUGUACACAUGUAGGGUGUCUGUGGGCACCCACAGCUCAGAGAGGCACAUCAGCAAAUGCCAGUGUGGAGAAGAGUCUGAGUAGUCCCAGGACCUGGCCCUCUGUGUCCUCUCAUACAUGCUAAAGUCUAUGUUGUACCGUUCUGCCUUUACAAUAAAUCAAAUUACAAAAGUA
Boleophthalmus pectinirostris (great blue-spotted mudskipper) is the source of this 850-nucleotide messenger RNA. RefSeq names its product immunoglobulin kappa light chain-like. The transcript has 5 exons. Bases 98 to 760 code for a protein of 220 amino acids. The record is from RefSeq and is a predicted model, not a curated record. NCBI's taxonomy places the organism in Eukaryota, Metazoa, Chordata, Actinopteri, Gobiiformes, Gobiidae.